Messenger RNA from Penaeus monodon (black tiger shrimp), 1554 nucleotides. RefSeq lists its product as uncharacterized. The record is from RefSeq and is a predicted model, not a curated record. Bases 1 to 1554 code for a protein of 517 amino acids. Lineage: Eukaryota; Metazoa; Arthropoda; Malacostraca; Decapoda; Penaeidae. The transcript is spliced from 6 exons.
AUGAGUAUUGGGUCACCUUCGACUUCAAGUGCUUCUUUAUCAAGCUCAGACUUACUGUCACAGUUAACAAAUACCAACAAUCAAAAAUCCUGUAGUGCAAGUUCAUCUUCUAAUGGAGUUCCUAGUUCCUGCAGCUUAAUGGUUCCUUGUUCAUGUGUAGCGGAAUUAGGUUCUAGCUCAAGCAUGUCAAGUAAUAGUUACUACACAAGCUCAAGUGAUACUCCUCCAUGUAUCCAACCCUCAACAUCUAGUAGUUCAUCAAUCUCAACAUUUUCAGGGGAAAUGUCAGAGAGUCUGGUUCUCUCUCCUGAUUAUAGUUUUUAUGCAAGUAUCUCCAGUUUUAGCUGUAGUAGCAAAGCAAGUAUAGUUGAGAGUAAAUCAUCGGAUGAUACGAGAACCUUCAGCACAUCCAGUUUUUAUUUUUCUUCAAGUUCCAGUCUUAGUAUUUCUCGCCCAGAAUUUAGUUCCAGCAUGAGCAUUUCAAUUAUUAGUAGUUACACAAGCUUAACUAACACUCUUUCAAGUACCAGCAGCUUCAGGCCAUGUAGUUCAUCACUUCCAGCAUUUCCAGAAAGUGGUGAAUUAUCUGACAGUGCAAUCAACCCUUCAGAUUACAGUUAUUCCUCAAGUAGUAAUAGAAGGACUAAGCCUAGAACUCUGAGAUCCAGCAGUUACGGAAGUUCAAGCAUCAGUUCUUAUGGUUCAAGUUCCAGUCAUCGUAGUACACUAGAAUUAUGUUCUUGUUCAUCAUUUUCAGCAUUUUCAGAAAGUAGUGAAACACUGAAUAUGGCAGUCUCUCCAGAUUAUAGUACAUAUUUAAGUAUCUCAAGUUUAAGCCCAAGUGAUAGCAUUUCUAAUCACCUUAGUAGCAUCUUGAGUUCUUGCCCAAGCACAUCAAGAAAUAGUUACACAAAAUCAGCAUCAAGUAGUUCAUCAGUUUCAGCUCUCUCUGAUGGUAAUGAUACAACUGACAAUAUAAUUAUUCCUCCAGAUUAUAGUCUAUUUUUGAGCAUCUCUGGGAUUAGCUCUCCUAAAUCAAGUUACAGCUCAAGUCUGCACCUGUUCAGAAAAUUAAGCUUCAAUUCAAGUGUUUUGGAAUCAAGUUCCAGCAACAGUGUUACCUAUAGCUUAAGUUCAAGUCGAUUCAGCAUUUCUAGUUUAAGUCAAGUGGAUGGCUCUAAGCUCAAUAUAAAUGGCCCUCAAAUUGGCCAGGACCAAGCUCAAAUUUGUUUACAAUACACCAAUUUUUGGAUGGGUUAUAGCCCUCUAUUGACCAUAAGUAUAAUGUCAGACUGUGGAAUGGGCAAUAAUAGCAACACGGGACAGAUGGUUGCUCCAGUAGUUCCAGUAGAAGUUAUUCCAGCAUUCCAAGUGGUAGCUUUAGCUCAAGUUAUAUCAGUAGCUCGUCCAUUAGUAGUGUCAAAGCAGAUGUUCCAAAUGGUAUGCAGUUCGCUUCAAGUAGUUACAGUGCCAGCAGCUCUAGUAUCUCAAUCAAGAGUUGUAGUUCAAGUAGUUCAAAUAACUACAACAGUUCAAGUGUAUUUAAAGUUAUAA